This is a messenger RNA of Peromyscus maniculatus bairdii (prairie deer mouse), 2975 nucleotides long. The record is from RefSeq and is a predicted model, not a curated record. Lineage: Eukaryota; Metazoa; Chordata; Mammalia; Rodentia; Cricetidae.
GAGCCCAGGGCUCCAGGUCAACAGGCUUUCCCAGAUAAGAGCCCGGCACCAUAAGCUUCCAGAAACAACAUGCGCUAGCGUUGGAGGAAGUCCCGGGCUAGGUGUUGGAGACCUGGGUGGUCCCGGCUGGAAAGGGAUGCAUACCCUUUGUGUUGGUGGCAGAGCGCGCUCGUGACUUGGGGCAUGAGGUUUUAGAAAGCAGUGCAUGAGACGCUUUAAGUCGUGGGCGUGUCUCUUGGCUCCAGGGAGCCUCAGUUUUCACAUCCAUAAAAUGGCGAUGGUAAUUAUACCGGCCUCCCGUGUCUAAUGAGAUCUCCGGAGCCUAUCUCACGGGAAAAUGAAAGAAUGAAACUGGUCGGUUCUAAGCGUCCUGCCAGUUAAGAGUGUGAUUUGGCAAGGGGCUUCUUUCAAAGGGAAGUUGGCAGAUAUCUAGGGGGAUAAUUGUCUUGAUUUUACUUGGUUUAACUGUGAAAUAAGUGUGGGUUGCAUCUCUUGUGGCCACUGAGGCCAGAGUUUGAAAGAGGAAGAGAAUGCGAGUCUGGUCGAGGUGCAGAGGUGGAUUCUGAUCCCUGCCUCUCUUGUGCAUGCAGAAUUUAGAAGCCAGAGGAAGCUCAGACCUGGUGAGGAGAGGAUGUGGCCCCUGGACCCAUCCCAGAAAGAGGUGCUGACAUUUGCAAUACGCUGCCGAAUCCUAACUCUAACGCUCCAGGUACUCUUCAAUGCCAUCAUCCCAGAUCACCAUGCAGACGCCUUUUCUCCUCCCCGCCUGGCCCCCUCGGGCUCUGUGGAUCAGCUAGUGGAAGGUCUCCUGGGUGGUCUGUCUCGAUGGGAUGCAGAACACUUCCUGUUUAUUGCUGAGCACGGCUACCUUUAUGAGCACAACUUUGCCUUCCUCCCCGGCUUCCCCUUGGCCCUGAGGACGGGAACUGAGCUGCUGAAGCCCUUGCAGGGCCUCCUGAGCCGGCGCAGUUGCCUGCUGCUCUCCGUGGCCCUUCUCAACUUCCUGUUCUCCGUGCUGGCCGCCGUCGCCCUUCAUGAUCUGGGUCGUCUGGUUUUGCGCUGCCCCCGCCAGGCCUUUUAUGCAGCCAUGCUCUUCUGCCUCAGCCCUGCCAAUGUUUUCUUGGCAGCUGGUUAUUCGGAAGCUUUGUUUGCCUUCCUGACAUUCAGCGCCAUGGGGCAGCUGGAGAGGGGCCGGAGCUGGGCCAGCGGGCUGCUCUUUGCUCUUGCCACUGGGGUGCGCUCCAAUGGGCUGGUCAGUGUCGGCUUCCUCGUGCAUUCUCAGUGCAGAGGCUUUUUCUCUUCUCUCGUGGUGCUGAACCCGCUGAAACAGCUCGUCAAGCUGCUGACCUCUGUCUGCUUGUCGGUGCUCACGGUCAGCCUUCCCUUUGCUCUCUUUCAGUAUUAUGCCUACAGCCAGUUCUGUUUCCCAGGCUCUGCCCCCUCCAUUCCUGAGCCCUUGGUGCAGUUAGCUGUGGACAGAGGCUACAGGAUUCGAGGAGACGAGGCGCCUCCAUGGUGCUCCUGGCCUCUUCCCCUCAUCUACAGCUACAUCCAGGAUGUCUACUGGAAUGUCGGCUUCCUGCGGUACUAUGAGCUCAGGCAGGUGCCCAAUUUUCUUCUAGCUGCACCCGUGGCUGUGCUGGUUGUGUGGGCAACCUGGGCAUAUGUGACCACCCACCCUUGGCUCUGCCUUACACUUGGGCUGCUCAGGAGCAAGGACAGUAAGGCCCUAGAGAAGACCCACCCUGGCUUCCUCGGUCCGAAGGUGUUUGUGUACCUGGUCCACGCCGCAGCGCUGCUGCUCUCCGGAAGUCUGUGCAUGCAUGUUCAGGUUCUCACACGACUGUUGGGCUCUUCCACUCCUAUCGUGUACUGGUUUCCAGCUUACUUGCUUCAGAGUCAAGAACCACUGUUGAGAUCUGUAGACACAGUACCUGAGAAGUUUGCAGAAAACUCCCCACCAGGACAGAAGACCCCCAGAAACUGUAUCCUGAAACUCUUAUACAACUGGAAGGCCUGUUCUCCAGUCACAAGAUGCAUUCUAGGCUACUUCCUGACUUACUGGCUCCUGGGACUACUCCUCCAUUGCAACUUCCUGCCUUGGACUUGACCUGGAGUCUCAAGGGACAAACUGGAAGCUGAUUUAACCCAUGGGCUAAAAGCUUCAAGAUACACUGCCUGGGACUGCCUGCACAUCCCUGAGAGCACUGUCCAUUAGCAUCUCCCCGUUCCUCUGGAGGAACGGAGAAUGUGAACACAGGAGGGCUCUUCUUGUCCUGGGUGGAGUGAGUUUAGAGGAGGAACCGUUUUCUCUGCUGAGUGGGGCUGUCUCAAAUCCCCCUGAUCAACAAGCAUCAGACAAUCUUAAACCUCGUACUGUUUGUUUUUCAAGACAGGGUUUCUCUGUGUGGCCCUGGCUAUCCUGGAACUCACUCUAUACCAGGCUGGCCUUGAACUCAGAGAUCCGCCUACCUUUGCCUCCCAAGUGCUGGGAUUAAAGGUGCAGGCCGCCGCCACUACCUGGCUCCCCAUGUGUAAUUUAAAUUCAGUGUUUGAUCAAAGCUCUAGCUGACAUCUUGGUCCCCUCAAGAUGAUGGGGACAGUACAGUGAAAGGAGGAAAAGGGACCACCUGCUCUGAGGGAGACGUGUCUGAAGUUUAUGAUGUGUUCAUUUAUAUAAAAAAUUCUACACACUAUGAACAUUUAAAAACUUGUAUUCACAAUGAAUCACCUUUUGUGGGGAGUCACGGAAGUUGAGACAGGGUUCUGGCUGUCCUGGAAUUUGCUAUGUAGCUCAGGCUGGUCUUGAACCCACAGAGAUCUACCUGCCUCUGCCUCCUGAGUGCUGGUACUAAAGGUGUGUGCCACAGGCUCUGCUGAGUUACUUUUUGUAAAUUGUAGGGGUUUGGGGCUAGAACUCAGUAGUAAAGCAUGUGAGGCCCUAAUUUCAAUAAUAAAUGAUUUGGGUCAGAGCA